Messenger RNA from Mizuhopecten yessoensis (Yesso scallop), 1055 nucleotides. RefSeq lists its product as uncharacterized. The transcript has 3 exons. Lineage: Eukaryota; Metazoa; Mollusca; Bivalvia; Pectinida; Pectinidae. Bases 65 to 454 code for a protein of 129 amino acids. The record is from RefSeq and is a predicted model, not a curated record.
UCAUAGAGGAGCGAUAUUUGUUAAUUCGUCACCAUACAGGGAUAUACCUGUUCCCUAAAACAUUAUGGAUACAUAUCCUAUAUUUACAUGUAUGUUGCUUUGCUUCUGCAUGUGUUCUACUGCAGGUCAGAGAAUGAGGAUUGGCAAAUGUGUUAUCACAAGAGUUAAGCAAAGUCGACCGAGAAUUGACCGGGAUCACCACUGUAUCACCGUAGGGGUGUACCACGUGUGUCGAGAAUGGCAAUGUCCUCCAGUGUCAUGUUUUGACGACAGAGGCGGGAAAGGAAACUGCAGGGUGUGUCCAGACACGUGCAUUGAUGGAGGCAAUGUGUAUCAGCCGGGACAACGAUUCCUUAGUGUGGACGGAGUUAACAUGUGUUUAUGUGGUAAUGAUAUUAUACCAAAGUGUUCCCGUCGACGCCGGGUCUCAUUUAUAUCAAUGUGUCUUAUGUGACUCAGCAUUCAUGUAUAUAUAGCAUAUAUACUACUAAAAGUAAUGUCUUUGCCUGAAGGUGACAACAAUAUUUGUUUCUCUGGAAUUAAUAAAAUUCUUCUAAGGCGAAUAGGGAUGUUGUGGAGUUCGAACCUAAAACUGACGCAUAAAGCAAUUGAUACACUGUAAGAAUAAAAAAAAAUCAUAGAAUAUAUGUUAUCAAACAUUAAAAUGAUGAGUUUCCGUUGUUAGAGAGUUCUAUGUUACUGCCAUUUAAAAAUAAAAAACAAUAAAGAAGGAUGCACAAGAGUGAUAUAAUUGCCAACUCACUGGUAGAAUAUGACUUUUAAACAUCAAGUUAAAGAUUAUCUAUGGUGAUAAAAAUAACAACAUAGAAAUAUGUAGAUGUCAAUUUAUUAAGCAGCGUAUAUCGAUAAAUGCAAACCUUUGGAACAAUAACAAAAAUGGCAGAAAUAGGAAACGGAAGUUUUCGGAGCUUUAAAAGUGUAUGGAUAAACGACCUUUCUGGACUAAAGCUGUUCCGUUGGUUACUUUUUCCUUGUACAUAUGUUAUACUGUUGUUUAUACAUGUAUUAAGUAAUAAAAAACCUAUCUAAAACCG